Botrytis deweyae is the source of this 1680-nucleotide messenger RNA. RefSeq lists its product as uncharacterized. The transcript is spliced from 2 exons. Lineage: Eukaryota; Fungi; Ascomycota; Leotiomycetes; Helotiales; Sclerotiniaceae. Gene Ontology annotation, molecular function: zinc ion binding; DNA-binding transcription factor activity, RNA polymerase II-specific. The record is from RefSeq and is a predicted model, not a curated record. Gene Ontology annotation, biological process: regulation of DNA-templated transcription. Bases 1 to 1680 code for a protein of 559 amino acids.
AUGUCAUUGAGGCUUCCAUAUCCAAACGUUUAUAAAUUUCUCAAUAAUUUUUCUGCCCCUGAUCAAGGUUCUCCAGAACAAACAUCGAGAAGUCAAGGACUCAGAAAAAGCGGUCCGAGAUCGAAGACGGGUUGUUCAACAUGCAAACAGCGACGUGUUAAAUGCGACGAAACCAAACCACAAUGUAUCAGGUGUCAAAACCUCGGUCGCGAGUGUGGCGGAUACGCUCCAGAGCAGAUUGAAGAUGUCUCCAAACAGAAUGCAAACGCUCUUGUACCUAUCCAUCCACGACCGAUGUCUGUGAUGUCGUAUACCCCUUCGGUCGCUAUACAUGGUGAUCAACUCGAACGGCGGUAUUUUCAAAGAUUUUGUGACAAAACAGCAGCCGAGAUCUGUGGUUCUUUUGAUCCUACCUUUUGGACAGAGAAGGUUCCUCAACUCUGUCACCAAGAUGCGCCCAUCAGAUAUGCGACUAUUGCCUUGGGAGCUUUGGCGAAGUCGUUGGAGGUCACAUCUUCUCCAACUCGACUAUCACUUUCGGGAUUUCCUCAAAUUGAUCAUCAUCACUUAGAUGAACACCACCGUUUCGCACUAAGGGAAUACAGUAGAGCCAUUGCUUCGUUAAGGAUAAUACUUUCCGAUGGCAGAAGACAUCUAAGAACAUCUCUUACAGCGUGCGUACUAUUUAUGACCUUUGAAUCUCUUCAGGGAAGCUACGAAGGUGCUUUGACUCAUCUCAGAGGCGGUUCUCGAUUGUUAGCUGAUUGGAGAAUUGCUCGAAGAGGGGGAAGUUCUCGCUUGUCGCACGAUUCAUUGUCCGAGAUCCAGGAUAGUCUAGUCGACGAUUUGGGCCGCCUAUUUGCCCGUCUAGAUGUUCAAGGGCUUUUCAUUCCACCACCAUACCCUGUUCCAAAUCUUCUUCAGGAUGACAUGGACAUUCCAGACGAAUUUGAUAGUGUCCAAGAAGCUCGAGAAGUAUGGGAUUUCCUGAUGGCCGCUAUUGGUCAAUUCCAUACAAAGUAUCUCAUAAAGUCGCAAACCGAACCAGAGCAAUUAUCCACGCCAUAUUGGAACAGACUUCAUAAUCACUACACCACACAGCUACUUCGAUGGCGAAAGGCUUUCCAAUCCGUCCAUGCCGAAGAAGCACACACUGGAAGUAUUUCUGCCGAUGGGACACAUAUGCUGAGCAUCUAUUAUAAUAUCGCCACGAUACUUGUUGCAUCAAGUGUUCCACAUACAGAGAUGCUAUAUGACGAAUACAACCAUCUCUUUGCGGAGAUUAUAUGCAAAGCUCAGAUUUUACUUUCUAGUCCGGAUGACCCGAGUAACACAUCUCGCUUCACUCUCGACAUGGGAACAAUCCUCCCCCUCGUUAUCACUGCAGUGAAAUGUCGUGAUCGACGAAUUCGACGUCAGGCCAUAGCGCUGCUUUGGUCUAAAGCGAGGCGAGAAGGGCUUUGCUUUGACACCAUUAGCGUAGCAAGGAUCUGCGCAUGGAUUUCGAGUAUUGAGGGAGAAGGUAUCCAGGAAGAUGACCAACCAAUCCCAGAAUCAUCCAGAUGGACGAUUUCAUACUUACAUUUGAACUCUGAAGAACGAUGGUUGGCGGUACAAUUGACACUGAAACAAGGUGAUAAUGGAAAUCCACGGUACAGAGAAACGACAUUUUCUUGGUAA